Molecule: messenger RNA, 5188 nt
Organism: Drosophila santomea
Lineage: Eukaryota; Metazoa; Arthropoda; Insecta; Diptera; Drosophilidae
Product: hemicentin-1
Exons: 17
Coding region: 1548-4829 (1093 amino acids)
Molecular function (GO): protein binding
Source: RefSeq, a predicted model, not a curated record
GUUGUCGCUGUCGCUGUCGUACGGGCAUCGCAUCGCAUCGCAUCGCAUGGCAUCGCCUCACAUCGCGUAGCCGCAGUGUUGACCGUCCGCAUCCGCAAACUGGCAAACGAAGCAAUUGGGCUGGAAAUCAAGAAACAAGUGCCAGCCAAGCUCUUCGAAGGUAUAUCUCAAUCGGUUAACGCAAUUGUUGAAUGCUGAAUAACACAACACAACAAAAAUAUAAGAAAAAAUAUAGAAAAACGUCAAGCGAGACGAGAGUGCACGUGCUAGAAGUAGAAGUAGAAACAUCUCAAACGCCUGCGUUAAGUUUCUGAAUGUGUUGUUAUGCAAAUCGCGUCCUUUUUGGCUUGAGGCAACAAUACAGUGAGUGUGUGUGAGUGAGUGCGACUGGGAGCGUGUAUGUGUGUGCCGCAGUUCCAGUGUACGACUAUAUGUGUGCGCUUGUGUACGCGCCCACAAUGCAUAAAUCAAAAUACACAUUAUUGAGUCAUAAAUAAAGUUCGCAUCGGCUGCUACUUUAAAUAUUGGCCUCGCGGCUGCCGGCGAUUCGAAGACGAGAAAGUUAGCAGCAGAAGCUGAAGCACAAGCAGAAGCAAAAGCAAGGCCGACGAAAUCGAAAUUUAUGCCUCGCACCCGCCAAAUACUUUGCCAUAUUUUUUGCUCAAUUGCCUGCCGCUCCUCCAGCUCCAUCAGCUCCUUGUGCGUCUCGCUGGCUGCAUAAAAACUCGCUCAAUGCCAACACGCCCUCUCUACAGUAGCAAUAAGCAAUAAGCACAGCAGCAGCAACAACUCCAUUUCCUAACCCCUGCGGGCUGAUUUUAUUACAAAGGCCGUAAACGUAAAAAACGCCAAAAAGCGGAGUAAACGCCACAGCAAAAGGAUACAAUACGGCCAAAAACAGGGUUAUCACUCGAAGAGGAAAGGACACGGCGAAGCUGCAGGAUGCGAGGCAAAAGGAUUUGAAAUUACAUUUUUAAUGCCGAGGCGGGCAAGAAAAAGAGCGCGAAAUGAGCAGCACGUGCGCGCUUUAUUUUAAAUAUUUAUAAACAAACACACACACAUUGCACGAGCACACGCGCACACCCACCUACACACCUAUCCACACACACACACAUAUUUAGGUGACCAAAGUUAAGCCUCGUCAAAUUGUAUUAAAAAUUCAUCUUAACGGUUAUGCGUUUUGCACAAACAGUCGAGCGGCUAAGGAGCCGGGCAAAAAAUGUUUGUAAAUAUUAAAAUGAAUUUAUGUGCAGAGCAAAAGUUUUUAAUUAAGUGAAAAGCGAAAACCCGAGUGCAAACGAUAAAAACGCGCCGCCAAACAGGAAGGAAUCAUCGAGCGAGUGAAUUAGAGCAACGAGCUUACAUAUUUGAAUGUUCCAGCGAUGUUCCAGUUCGAGUUCGAGGUCGAGCAGCCAGAACCCAAUUUAUUUGCAUACCUAAUGCCCGUGCAGUGAGCCUCGGCAAAUUGCGAAGCCCAGAAGCGCAGAAUACCAACCAAACAGUUAUCACCAAUUGGCCAAUCGGAUCGGUAGCAGCCAGCUAUAGCCAUGUCCUUCACCGGCCCAUUCCUUAUAUGCCUGAUCAUGGGAGCCAUUGCCUAUGGAAAUUCACACGAGCAUGCCGAUGGCUUCAAGCCAGAUGGCGAAAUCCUGCGCGUCCUGGUGAACAGCUCGGCACAAAUCAAAUGCGAUGUGGGCUCCAGCCAGGCCGAUGACAAAGUGCUUCUGGUCGUUUGGUACAAGAAUAAUUUACCCAUUUACAGCUACGACACACGUGGCGCCCACGCAGGCACCCCAUCCCAUUGGCGGGACGAGGAGGUCCUCGAAGAUCGGGCCGUAUUUCGAACGCACAAGGAGCCGGCGGAAUUGAUUAUAAAUCCUGUUAAGGAAAAGGAUGCGGGCAACUUUCGGUGUCGCGUGGACUUCAAGCUUUCGCAGACCCGCAACAGCAAUGUCAAUUUGGAGGUUGUCGUGCCGCCAACGCAGCCGAUUAUCUUCAAUGAGCGGCGCCUGCGAAUCGAUUCGAGGGCAGGUCCUUAUGAAGAAGGUGGCAGCCUGGAAGUCACCUGCGUUGUUUACGGAGGCUCUCCGCCGCCGACAGUCAUCUGGCUGAUGAAUGGGCAGCUGCAGAACAGCGUUGUCGAUUACACAUACGAUGGCGCCAUCAACAGCAAGCUGGUGGUUCGCAACCUGUCAAGAAUCCACCAGCAUGCGGUCUACACCUGCCAGGCCAGCAAUUUCCACAAGAAAUAUGUGGCCACCAACAUAACGAUCGACCUCUACCUGCGCCCUCUGCUGGUGGAAAUCAGCUUCAACAAUCAGCCGAUGUCAGCGGAUCGAAAGUACGAGAUCGAGUGCCAGGCGAUUGGAUCGCGGCCUCCGGCCAAAAUCACCUGGUGGAUGGGCAAUCUGGAGCUGCACGGCCACAGCCAGAAGGUUUCGGAGGACGGCAAUGUCAGCACUUCGGUGCUUUCGAUCACACCCACAAGAGAAGAUCAUGGCAAGGCCUUGUCCUGUCGGGCGACCAAUGAACUUGUUCGCAAUGGCAUUCGCGAAACGGCCAUGAAGCUGAAUGUGUUCUUCAUUCCCACCUUGCAGCUGGACCUGGGCUCCAAUCUGAAUCCGGAGGAUAUCGAGGAGGGCGAUGAUGUCUACUUUGAGUGUAAAGUGCAUGCAAAUCCGGCUGCUUAUAAAGUUGUAUGGAAGCAUAAUCACCAAAUCAUCCAGCACAACCAGCGAGCGGGCGUGAUUGUCAGCAGCGGAGAUCUGGCGCUCCAGGGUGUCACUCGUCACCAGGCUGGAAACUACACCUGCACCGCUUCGAAUGUGGAGGGCGAUGGGGAUUCCAAUGUGGUCGAGCUGAAAGUGAUGUAUAAACCAAUUUGCCGGCCCGAUCAAAAGAAAAUCUAUGGAGUGGCGCGAAACGAGGCCGCCGAAAUAGUGUGCGAAGUGGAUGCCUUUCCGCCGCCGGAGAACUUCAAGUGGUCCUUCAACAACACGGCGGAGACCUUCGACAUGCCGCAGAGCGGUUUCCGGCCCCAUUCCGCCCAGGGUUCGACCCUCACCUACACCCCCGUCAAGGAAAUGGACUUUGGCACCAUCAUGUGCUGGGCCGACAACAAUGUGGGUCAGCAGAAGGAGCCCUGUGUGUUCCAUUUGAUAGCCGCUGGCAAACCGGAAGCGCCCACCAAUUGUACGGUGGUCAAUCAAACGUCCGACUCGCUGGAGGUUUAUUGCAUUGAAGGAUUCGAUGGCGGAAUGCGGCAGUGGUUCCUCAUGGAAAUCUUCGAUCAGCACAGUGGUCAGCUCCAGGCCAACAUCAGUGCCAAGUUUGCGGCCCUGAGUGUUACGGGUCUGGAUGCUGGUCGUCUCUUCAGGAUCUAUGUGUAUGCCGUCAAUGGACGAGGACGCAGCGAUGCCAUUGCCCUCGAUGGAUACACUUUGAAGGCCGCCGAGAAGCAAACCGUUGCCUUGACCUCCUACAAGGGCAGUGCGCAGAGUCCGGAUAACUUUGAGCUGACACCGAUCCUGUCGAUUGGCAUCUUCGUGGGCAUCCUGGUGGCCAUCGUGUGCAUCGGUAUCGGCACAAUUGCCGCACUGAAGCUGCGCUCGCACAAGCAUCAGCAGCAGCAGAAAUUCGUACAUCCGAAUGCGAAAUUCUCACGUCCGGGCAAUUUGCAAAUUAAGGAUAAAAUCUCAUUGCCAUUGAGUCACUCCGAGGAGAUGUACGACGAGAAGAAUCCCGAUGUGGUGCCCUACAAUGAGGUUGAUGGCGAAUAUAAACAAAAAUCAGCAACACAAACGCCAUCGGGACAUCUUUCAACGACCAGCGAGGUGGAAAUCAGCUGCAAGCCGGGCUCAACAUCCGGCACCGGAAUCGUCCAGGCCAACUCGGCGGACAGUGGCACCUAUCAGAGCAGCAAGGACGAUGAGCUGCACUACGCGGAGCUGUCGCUGACCAACAUGCCAUCCGGCAGCAGUGGCGCCUCCAAGAAGGGUCAGCCCAUGGGCGGUGUGGGUGUGGUGCAGCACGUGGUGCAGCAGCAGCAGCAGCAGCAACAGCAGCAGCAGCAGGGACAGGGGCAGGUUCAGCAUCCCCAUGCGAUGUUGGGUGGCACCUUGCCACACGGCUCCAGUAUGCGGAAGCUGCUGCCCACCAUUCCGGCGACGGCGACGCUGCAGCGCCACAAGCCAAAUGCGGGCGGAAUGCAGCAUCCGCACCAGCACGCUCCGCCGCCCACGUACGACUACGAUUACUUUGAGGAGCCGACGAUAUAUGCGCAAAUCGAUGCGUACAAGACGAUGCAGGUGGACACUGGCACAGGUGUGGCCGGUGUCGGUGUCGGUGGAUCAGGAUCGGGUGUAACUGGUGCGGGGGCAAGCAUCUCAUCGCCGGGGUCGCAUGGCACCCCAUCCACGGUGUCACCGGGCACCGUGCAAAUGUACACCCUGCCCCAGCAUCCCGGUGGCUACCACACACUGCCGCACAAUCAUCACGCACAGCAGCAGCUGGCGGGCGGUCCGCAGAACUCCGCUUCGAUGAUGCAAAUGAUGCAGCAGCAGCAGCAGCAGCAGCAAAUGCACCACCAUCCUGCGUCCAACAUGCCGCCCUCCUACCAGCAACACCAGCAGCAACAGCAGCAGCAGCAAAUGGCCCAUGGCCAGAUGCUGGUUUCGAGCAACAGCAGCGGAUUGGCCUCAACCACGGCGGCCGUGGCCAGUCCCAGUAGCUCAUUAUCGGGUCUUUCGGGCGUGGGCAAGUCCUAUUCGCGCGAAAUAGUCACCGUUCGCACCCCGCUCAUGUACUCGCAGCAGGAGAGCUGCGUCUAAGGUCUCCGUCUCCCCCUGGCAUCUUACGGAUACACCAAGUCCCCGAUUCCACAUUCCCGAUUUAUGUAGUCAUGUAAGUCUUGAGCUCUUCGUGGUUGGUGUCUAGGCUAAGUGUUGCCAAAACGAAUUGAAGUAAAUUGCAGCGUUCUGUGGAUUUGAAGCGAUUUGAAUCGUUUGUGUGCUCGUCGAGGAACUGAAUAUUUUUUAAUACAAAGCUCAUACAAAGGCUGCCACGAAAUCUUCUGCACUGAGCAUUACAAUCCUAAUAUAAAAUCAAUAAUUCGCAAUAAUGUGCAACCAGUCAGCCCACAUUACUUUUAACUUUAGGCCACAAAUGAAUAAUUAAAUCACGAAAUAUA